AUGCCUAAAGUUGUAAUAUUUGAAAGCACCGAGAGUCUACCAAAGUUUUAUCACGCGGCCUCAAGAAAGAGUAUCAACGACUUCAAGGACGACGAUUCCCGUAUCGAUCACAAGCAGCUUGCAGACUACAUCCAUGAGCAAGUAGAAGUGAACGGCAACCCACUGGUUAUUGGCGAUUUCAAUACGCUUCCUUCAUGGGAUCGCGAGUUGUUCCAUUUGAACCGAUUUCUCGAGUUGUAUGAAGAUAAGGUCCAAGUGUUCCAUAUGGUACUGAGGUACACCGUGUCAAUGUCAACCGACGAGUUUCUCAAACGCCUUCAACAACGCGAUGCAAACGACUUGCAAGACAACAAUGACGAUCAGCAGGAAGACACUGACGACACCAAGAAACGUUUUGAUCGAUAUGGAAAGGACCUCAGCUGCCCAACCGUUAUUCAAGAGAAGCUUCGAUCCAUGUUGCCGAACGACCUUUUGCCACUUGAUACAACAGAUCUCUUUGUUCAUAUGCCCAAGCACUUGCGAGCUGAGAAUCUAAUGUGCUAUGUCGGCAGUGAUGGCACAGGCACAGCAGUACAUCGUGACAUUUGCGCUACAUUGGGCCACAACUUGAUGAUUUACGGUGAUGAAAACGCCUACUCAGAGUGGAUAAUGAUCACCAACGAUGAACGUCCAAAGCUUCUCCAAGCCAUCCAUCAGACCAAGUCAAAAUACAACGUUGAUUCCACCACGCCCAUCAAAUCAAGCACCUUUGUGGAAACGGAUCGAGGAUGGGUUUCUCGUAAGCACGUUCAUCAACAGCGUAUCAAGACACACGUGAUCUUACAACGCCCUGGAGAUUUGGUUCUUGUACCAAGCAUGUGCUAUCAUCAAGUACGCAAUGUCAAUACGUCUAUCAAGGUUGCUUGGAAUCGUGCCACGCCAAGAUCGUUACAGAUGGCUGUUCAGAAACAACUUCCCAUAUACCAGCGCCUCAUCAGACCCGAAGUUUAUCGUUGUAAAGCAAUGGUGUAUCGUACUAUCCUCUCAUUGACAAAUGCCAAUGACAAUAGCCGUGAAGUACCUUCCAUGGAUGGAUGCGAUGAUGAUGAUGAUCAUAGCGCAACAGUGCCAGGAACACCCUUGAUGAAUGAUACUUCAGAUACCAACAUGUCGUACAGCAAAGGACGACCUCCUCUUCUUACGCAUGCAAAGAGCAACACGCACGCUGAAUACGAAGAAUGCUCUAUUCUUGCUGAUCUCUUUUAUUACGACAUCCUUUUACCCGAAGCCAUCGAGCCAAUCCGAUCCGAAGGUGUGGAUGACAAGAAUAUCUAUUGCGAUAUGAAGAUACGGGAUGACAUGUUUGAAGGAAUCUGCGACUUUUGCCAUGCUGAUAUCUUUUAUCGCUACUAUCACUGUUCCUCGUGCAACUACGACAUUUGCAUGGCAUGCUAUAGUCAAGGAAGGAGCUGCAAUCAUAUGGAUCAACUUGUCAUGGCCCAAGGCAUUAUUCCCUUUGAUCAACUUGUCAAGGUUUACACUGAUUUCAUUGACGCCAUCAACGCCACAUUCGAGGAUUUCAAAGCUAUACCAAAUAGGCUGACAAAAGCUGGAAGAUUCCGUUUUGAUGGUCAGCGAUACAAUCUCGCCACAUUAUGCCGACGCCUCGAAAAAUAUCGUCAAAGAAACAAGAUGUUUUCCAAUUACUUUUCUUGUGGGCACUGUCACAAGCUAGCGACACUUGAGGAAUUGUACAACGAAGAGGGAUUGGACCUUCCGGAUAUCUUUGGACAAAAGCGAUGCCAGCAAUUACGAUCGAAUCAAAAACUUAAUAUGGCUUGGGUAUGCACCAAGUGCGCAAGGCAAUGUGGCGAUGGAUGUGAAGUUCCAGAAAAGAAAAGUGGGCCAAAGGUGGAUGAGCUCGUGUACUACCUGCCACCUGAGAAUGAUGCUCGAAAUAUGGGUGGUCCAUCUGAUAAAUGUUUCAACAAGACUCUCUAUUGGCCAAGGAAGAACGUUGAACAGGAGGGUGUAUCGACCAAGUGGACAAAGGAUGAUCUUCGUGGACAAAUACUGGGAAGCCUUAUGGACAAGCUGCAUCCACGUACUCUCAAGUCUGAUCUUCCUUAUCGCCACACGAUGCAGAAGUUGGUGGAGGGAUUAACAAUCAAUGCCGAUCAUUGGUUCUCUUUGGUUGUUGAGAAAUUGAAAAAGGUUAACCUUCGUCGGCUCACGUUAUCGCCUCCCAAAGACAUGCCAGGCUUCAGCAAUCAUCGCAGAAUGAUCAUUGAUCUUGAUAAUGUGAUUCUCAAGAUACCCAAAGGCACAAAGCUAGUGGAAGGAAGGAAGAAACGCCAUGAAAACAAUGACAACAGCACUCCAGACAAUGAACAAAACAAUGACAACAUAUCCAUGGAGGAGGAGGAUGAGGAUUUGCCCAGUGCUGAAAGGGAUGAUGCUCUGCCAAACGUAUCCAUGAUGGAGGAGAGUGAGGAGUUACCCAGUGCUGAAAGGAAUGAUACUCGGCCAAACAAGAGAAGACCGUUUCAAGCCAAUGGUGUUGAACGUGCCAAGCGAUCCAAGAGAAGAAAUCCCCCCAUGGAAGAAGAAGAUCCAACCAUACAAAUCAAUUAUAAUAUGUAA
This is a messenger RNA of Lichtheimia ornata, 2622 nucleotides long. RefSeq lists its product as uncharacterized. The coding region runs from base 1 to 2622 and encodes 873 amino acids. Gene Ontology annotation, cellular component: cytoplasm. The record is from RefSeq and is a predicted model, not a curated record. NCBI's taxonomy places the organism in Eukaryota, Fungi, Mucoromycota, Mucoromycetes, Mucorales, Lichtheimiaceae. The transcript is spliced from 6 exons.